Molecule: messenger RNA, 1321 nt
Organism: Solanum verrucosum
Lineage: Eukaryota; Viridiplantae; Streptophyta; Magnoliopsida; Solanales; Solanaceae
Product: acetylajmalan esterase-like
Exons: 5
Coding region: 1-1134 (377 amino acids)
Molecular function (GO): hydrolase activity, acting on ester bonds
Source: RefSeq, a predicted model, not a curated record
AUGGCGUUCUCCACCAGAGUGCUGCUAAUUCUCCUAGUUAUUUUCACGGUGUUUCAACUGAAAAUCGAUGCUAAAAAAUUGCAAAUCCAUCGAAAACGAAGAUUGAUGAACUGCAGAUUUGAUAAAAUUUAUCAAUUGGGUGAUUCAGUUUCCGAUACCGGAAACUGUAUCAGAGAAAGCUAUUGUGGAUCUCAUUCUUCCUGUGCAAAAUCUCCUUAUGGAAUCAACUUUUUCCAUAAACCAACUGGGCGUUGUUCUAAUGGCUUGCUCAUGAUUGAUUUCAUAGCCCUGGAAUCUGGUCUUCCUCUCCUAAAUCCUUAUAAGGAUCAAAGUGCAAAUUUUAGACAUGGUGCAAAUUUUGCAGUAGCAGGGGCUACUGCUUUAUCAGCCCAAGUCAUGGCAGAGAAGAAGAUUGUUCUGUCCUUCACAAAUAGUUCAUUAGAUGUUCAACUUGAUUGGAUGUCUUCUCAUUUCGAGACUACCUGCUCCACCGAUUGCCUAGUACAGUUAAAGAAGUCUCUUUUCCUAGUUGGACAUAUAGGAGGAAAUGAUAUCAUUUAUGGCUUAUCGCAAGGUAAAACAAUGGAAGAGUUGCGAAGAUUGGUUCCAGAUGUUGUUCAGACCAUCAUUCAUGGUGUUGAAAGAGUCAUUGGUUUUGGUGCUACUCGAAUUGUAGUUCCAGGGACUUUCCCAAAAGGUUGUGGUCCAGCUUCCCUAACGCAAUUCAUGACCAACCACUCAUCUUCUUACGAUGAGUACCAUUGCUUGAAAGACUUGAAUAAUUUGGCGAUUUUCUAUAAUGAUCAUUUGCAACAAGCCAUUGAUGAGAUGAAGAAAGAGUAUACAAACAUUACACUCAUUUAUGGCGACUACUACAACGCGUAUAUGUGGUUUCUACAAAAUGCUGUUACUCUUGGAUUUGACAAAAACUCUCUACAGAAAGCAUGUUGUGGAAUAGGAGGAGACUAUAAUUACGACAAAAGUAGAAAAUGUGGAGCUCAAGGAGUCCCAGUGUGUGAUGACCCUAGUACUCACUUCAAUUGGGAUGGACUCCAUUUGACACAAGCAGCAUACAGUUGGUUAACAAGAUGGUUAAUUGAUGACAUGUUGCCCAAAUUGAACUGUCAUGUUUAAGUUCUUGGCAAAAUGGAUGAAUCAGAAGGCGGAUAUUACUUAAAUAACGUGACAAAAAUAAGACAUCCCAUGAAAUUUUACUUGAUUCUAGGGUUCUAUUAUACCCUUGAUUCACGUUGUAAUUACAUAUUUGUAUAAUGUCGAUCUAAAAAAAAUUGUCCUCAAAUGUCAUUAAUCUUAUUUUGAG